Indicator indicator is the source of this 2052-nucleotide messenger RNA. It is a transcript of the gene SLC39A12, whose product is annotated as solute carrier family 39 member 12. Gene Ontology annotation, biological process: zinc ion import across plasma membrane; intracellular zinc ion homeostasis. Gene Ontology annotation, cellular component: membrane. The coding region runs from base 1 to 2052 and encodes 683 amino acids. The transcript has 12 exons. The record is from RefSeq and is a predicted model, not a curated record. Lineage: Eukaryota; Metazoa; Chordata; Aves; Piciformes; Indicatoridae. Gene Ontology annotation, molecular function: zinc ion transmembrane transporter activity.
AUGUGUCCAGCUCUUGGGCUGGUAUGCUCUGCUUUCCUCUUCAGCCUGCUCCUCACUGAAGGCCAGCCUGGGGAAGAGCAGGAUGGCAGCUAUGCUCCCAGCAGAGGCUCUCUGAGGGAAGCCUUGCACCUGCUUUCAACCGAGGAUGCUGAGCUCCACACGAAGCGCUCAGGAGAAGUGGUCAGAAGGCUGCUGGAGAGAGCUGGGUGCCCACAGCGGAUGGCAGGCGUGCAAGAGGACUGUGAGCUGUGCCUGGAUCCAGAUGCUGUGUUACUGACAGCUGGUGGGGCUUUAGAGGACCGGCUCAGCGAAGAAGUCUUUGAGAGGAUCUCUCUAAUUCUCCUCUACCACAUUCUGCAUCACAGAGAUGUGUGCUCCUCACAGCUCAGCCUGGAAAACAAGGAUUAUAAGUAUUACCUUCAGAGCAUGCUCAGCUUAAGACAGGAUGAAGACUGUUACUAUUUUUCCCAGAAUGAAACUGAAGACACCUUGGCUGCAGUCAGGCAGCAUUUUAAAACUACGGAGACCCAGUGUGUUGAUGUGAGUACUCUGGAGAAAACAGCUGAGAUAAUGGACAGAGCUGGUGCUGAUGAAAACACUCUUCCACGCCUGGCUGCUUUAAUCAUUACUCUGGCUCUGCAAGGAGUCUGCAUGGGGAAAGCCAGCCUGCCCUCCCCUGAAUUCUUUAUAAAAUACAUUUUCAGUUCUCUGAACAGCACCACUGAGCUCCAAGUGACAGAACUGGAGCAACUCCUCAGUGUGCUUGCAGCCAAAAAGACCUGCACUGGGCAAUUCCACAGCCACCAAAGAAGGUUUGAUGGUGUGGCAGGCAAAAUCCUUCCAGCCAAAGGAAACCAUACAAAAGGUGGUGAAGACCCUGAAAGGAACACAGAGUGGGACCAGGUUUGCUUCUCUGCCAGUGAACUCAUGAAGAUAUUUCUACCAAGCAGCUCCUCCUCCAUUUCUAAGGAGCACUUCAAGCAAAUCAGUCCAGCUAUCAUUCAGCAGCUAUUAAGUUGUUCAUGUCAGCUUCCUGACUCGAAGCAGACAAAGCUUCCACCAACAGCUUUGGAAAAGUAUGGGUACAGCACUGUUGCUGUUUUGCUGAUCACUGUUGGCUCUAUGUUUGGGACCAGCCUCAUUCUGUUCAACUCCUGCCAGGAAACCUACACACUGAUCCUGCAGCUCUUCGUGGGCUUGGCUGUUGGGACCCUGUCUGGAGAUGCUCUGCUGCAUCUCAUUCCUCAGACUCUUCGCUUGCACAAGCAUGAAGCACAAGAGGCAGAACAUUUCUAUGAUGGGAAAGAAUAUAUUUGGAAGCUGUUGGGGAUCAUUGGAGGAAUCCAUGGAUUUUUUCUGAUAGAAAAGUGCUUCUUCCUUCUGGUGACACCACGCCAGCAGCAGGACCACUCAUUAGUUAAUGGGCACUGGGGACAUUCCCAUGAGCUUCCAGUGGAAUCUGAACUAAAUGAACACUCAGGCAGAGGCAAGUCUACUUCCACCAUCCAGUUGAGAAGCCCAGAAGAUUCUGAGUCUGCUGAAGUUCCUCCAGAAAGUAAAACCAUCAGCAAAAAAAGUAAGAACAUCAGCUUGUUAGCAAUCAUGGUUCUGGUGGGUGACAGCCUCCACAAUUUUGCAGAUGGCUUGGUAAUAGGAGCAGCAUUCUCAUCAUCAACAGAAACAGGGGUGACCACCACUGUGGCUAUCUUAUGCCAUGAAAUCCCUCAUGAAAUGGGAGAUUUUGCUGUGCUGCUAAGCACAGGGCUCCCCACCAAGAUUGCCAUUUUGAUGAAUUUCAUAAGUGCCCUAACAGCUUUCUUAGGACUUUACAUUGGCCUUUCCCUGUCAGCUGACCCCUGCAUCCAGAACUGGAUUUUCACUGUUACAGCUGGCAUGUUCCUCUAUUUAUCUUUAGCAGAAAUGCUUCCUGAAAUGACUCACACUCAGACCCGGCGCCCCUGGUUGAUGUUUCUCCUGCAGAACCUUGGAUUGCUCUCAGGCUGGCUCUGCCUCUUACUUCUGGCUAUCUAUGAACAGAAGAUUAAAAUCUGA